Molecule: messenger RNA, 5350 nt
Organism: Contarinia nasturtii (swede midge)
Lineage: Eukaryota; Metazoa; Arthropoda; Insecta; Diptera; Cecidomyiidae
Product: putative GPI-anchored protein pfl2
Exons: 15
Coding region: 394-5166 (1590 amino acids)
Cellular component (GO): nucleus
Source: RefSeq, a predicted model, not a curated record
AAAAUGGCCGCAAUGAAUGUGAAAGGCGAGACGAUAGUUUGGAGUUUAGUAUAAAUCGUGUGUGUUGUUGUAUUUGUAAACUUUUGUGCAAAUGGAAAAAAUAUAUAUACUAUUGAUGAAAAAUGGUUUGGCAAUUUUCAGUGUAAUUAGAGGAAAUUAACGUCAAUUUAAGAAUCGAUUCACAAAUAAAUCAAUGAACAUUUAAUUCUUAGUCAAUAACGAUCCAGCAUGAUUUGAUUAUUAAAACAAAAAAAAAUUAAAGAUUUCACAAAGAAAAUUUGUGAACUUAGAUUUACUCCCAUGAAUUUUCAUUCGAUUGCGCCUAAAAAUAUUUUGUGUCGAAUUUCAUACAAAACGUACAGCAUAUUUAUACGUGAAUAAGUUAAGUAAAUCAUGGACCCAGCGGUACCAUGGCAGUACACAUAUAAUCGGCUUGCGGCACAGGGUGCCGCAUCUGGAGAUCUUCAUCAUCAUUUUGCUCAGGCUGCAAAUAACAGUGCUUUAGGUGGCAGUCAUGGGUCUUCAGUCAGUGCCGUACCUUCGACAACAUCACAAUUGUUAUUGCAAGCAGCACAUUCAACACCAUUAGGAGCAUCGAGUGCGUCAUUCGCAACACCCUCAUCGUUUUUAUCAGCGCCUUCUUACGAUGUUUUUUCACCAUUAUUUCAUCACGCAAAUCCAAAACCGGCACAUUUCAAUCCAAUAAAUGCUGCCGCUCAGCAUCGGCAACAAGUACUCGCUGCACAGGCAGCAGUUACGAAGCAAACGACCGAUUCAGACAUAAUUCGAGAGAAUUAUACACCACACCAUUCGUCGAUAAGUACGCCUCAAACGGGAUCGUAUUUCGAACAGCCAAGUGGUUCAGCUGUAGCAGCGGCAGCGGCACUCAGCUGGCAGGCCAGAGGCCAAACAGACUUUACAACGCUUCGAAGUCAGGGAGAUUUAAAUACAAACAAUCAAUUACCCAGUGCAUUUGGAAUUUUGCCACAUGAAAAUGUAGCCUCGAGCCCAGCACCAUCAACGGCCACUAAACAUUCAUCAUCAUCGGGCAGUUCAACUGGAGUUUAUGAAUCAUUUAACGCACAUUUCUCACAGCCUAUAAACCAAGCAAAUGCCAUAAUUAAGUCGUCGUCAACGGCUCGAUCAAUGUCACCACAGCAAUCCCAACAACAAAUAAAGCAACAGACGAUUGCGUCGACAUCUGCACCGAGCACCAGUGUUUAUUAUCAAACGCCAUCUCAAUCCUCACCGUAUCAAAAUCUGCAGUCUAGUUUUGCGAAUUCAAAAUCGAUAGGCCAACAGGAGCAAUUGCAACACCAGCAACCUCAGCAACAUAGCAACUACAGCAACAGCAGUAAUCAUACAAUAAGUGGAAGUAAGUCAAGUUUUACGAGCAGUACUGGCAUCAGUUCGUCUUCGCAACUCAAUGCAUCUUCAGAUCCUUCUACUUCUAUAAGUAAAGAUUAUUCCAAUCCCUCUCAUCAUCAUAUAUCGACGCGUGUGAAAUCUGAACGAUCGAAUUCACCUGUGAUUGCCUCUCAAAAUUUUGCAUCAUCCGUACCAUUACAUAAAUUUACUUCUGUGAAUCAUGUGCAAACGAAGGCGAACUCAAAGGCGAUUAUACCAAAUAAUUCUUCAGUUGGUGCUUCACUCAAUAACAAUGCCAACAACGUUCAAGGUCAAGGUCACGGCCAUGGCCAUGGCCAUUGCCAUGGUCAAGGUCAAGCGUCCGCCAUACAUAACAAUGUGAUACAAUCGUCGCCUAUUCAAGUAGCGUAUAGUGGUAGUAAUAACAAUAGAAACAAUAGUAGUCAUAGUGCAAGUAAUAUUAAUACCAGUCGAAAUGCCUCUUCAUCGAUGAGAAAGCAAGAGUUUCAACACAAUAGUGCCUCGCCCAUUCCGAAUUCAAAUCCCACGACUGAUUGUUCGCAUAUUGUGAUACCACGCCGACCGAGCCCGCAUCAAAUAAAUUCACAGCCUUCACCUCAUAGUGCUGUACCAAGUCCAGCUUAUCCCAUGUACAACAGUCCAAUGAAUCCUUCGCAGUCGCCAAUUGAUGCGAGCAUCUCCAGAACUUCGUCGUCAAAAUCCAAUCAAGUUGCCUAUUCGUCUGUGAUUCAAAGAACUGCCCUUCCGUUGUCGUCGUCAUCGUCGUCGUCAAUGUCAAAUUGGUUAGAUGGUUCAAAUGCGCUGCAAGCAAAUUCACCAAUUUAUAAUCAAACGCCGGCUCAAAUUACCAAACUGCAUCAGAUUUCUCCACCGGUUCUUUCGAUUGAUUCACAACAAAGCAGUACCCAUUUCGAUAGUAGUUCUCAAUCGAUUUCCCAACAAAAUCGAACCAAUUUGACAGCUCAAAAAACACAUGGCAACUCGUCACAACCAAUCCAAUCAAAUCAAGCAAGCACACAGUUCACUCAACUGAAUCAGUACAGGCAGCGUCAAACGACGUCAUCUUCGGCUACUAUUUUAAGCGAUCAAACCGUUAAAAAAGUAGACGACUCCAAAUCGAGGACUGGGCGAAAGAAGAAAAUAAACGAUCGAGCGGAUUCUUCUGAUGAUAAACAAACAUCAUUUCCUACUUGUUCUGAAUAUUAUAAUAGCACAAACGAACGUAUUCCGCCACCAGCACACAUACCAAAUCAACAAUCAAAUGGCCCGCCCAGUUGCAAUUUCAAUAGGAUUCACAAUCACAAUAGCACAAUGAUUUCACAUCCCACACACCAUGCAAUUUCCCAUCCAUAUUUUCCCCCUUUUUCCAUGCCAAUUGGCAUUGGCGACUAUUCGAAUGAAUUAAAUUUGAAUUCCGUUCCGAUAGUCACCAAUAAUAUUCCAUACAAUGACAGUCUUGGUACGCCAAGUGUGUCAUCCAAUUAUUCCCCCACCGCUUCUGAGAUACGCGAAGACGAGCCGCCAAAAGUUGUAGUACCGAAUAUUGAGGAAGAACUUGGAUUUCUUGCAGAAAAUAACCGAAGCGGGAGCAUGCAACCGACGUCAACGCAAAUACCACCACAUCAAGGAUCCACACAGAAUCAUUUGACGCUACUGGCCACCACAAACAAUGCACUAUCACAUCACAACCAAUCGAGUCAACAACAGCAAUCACACAUGCAGCACACCACCUCGCACACCGGCCAAAAUGUGAAUAAUUCACAAUCAAGUUCUUCGAAUCAAAUGUCGCAACAGAAAACGACACCAUUGACUGAUAAAAAGUUUCCAACACCAACCGGUCCAGGAUCGGGCUUUAUGCAAAGCUAUUUGAAAUUUUUACAAGGCGAACGCGACACAUCACCACCGCCAGUGAAUCGAGGUGGCGGUGGAGGACGUAAAACAUGGUCAAGAGGAACAAAUCAGGCGACAGUAUCAUCGGCCGCAGCAACAGCAGCAUCGAACCAAACAUCUAAUGCAAAAAAUCAAAUGACCAAUGGUAUGAAUAUAAACAAUACCAUGGUUGGCGGUACAUCGAUUGCAUACGAUCGCAAGCGAAUCGCAAAUGCUCCCACAGAUGACGAUGACGACACCUCAGAUAGUUCAAAUUACAAGUCCACAAACAAAAAUAGUAAAAAGCAAUCACAGCAGAGCGUCGUUGAACGAGCGCCACAGGUACCAAUAAAUGCAGCAAAAAAAGCGCGUACAACCCAAUCCAGCCAUACUAAUUCGCUUUUGUCUUCACAAACACAAUCACAAACAUCGAAUGCAUUGUCUUUACAACAGAACCAUAGUUUACAACAGAAUCAACAGCUAUUGAUGCAACAACAUGCGGCCACUUCAGCCCAUCAACUUGUCGCUGGCACGUCACAAAUACUAAGCCAACAACAGAUGUACUAUCCACAAGAUGAAGAUCCUCUGUCGGUACCACAAGCUCGUCGUGAAACGUCACAUCGUAAGGCCAAAGGUCGAAGUAUUAUGAGUGCAAUGCAAAAACAAGCAUUAGGCCUGGACGUAACUGAUGACUUAGAUGAACCGCCCGAAUUCGUCGAUUCCGAUACAGAUCCCGCAUGGACACCACAAAAGACAAACGAUGAUGAUGACGAUGAUGACAUGCCCCGUCGAAAAGUUACCCGAAAAACGCGAACAACUAAUAGAUCGGGUGUAAAACGCGCAACCACCAAAUCACAAUAUGAUACAGAAAAUACAUAUUCUGAUUUUAAGCAAAAAUCAAGCAAUAGCUCUUCCACACAACUUAAUUAUGGAACGAGUGGCAAUAUAAACAACCAAGACCUCCAAACCGGGGAUUUCAUCAUAAGUCGACAAGAUAUUUUUCAAGAUUGGCCAGCUAUUUGGCGUGUUAACAGUAAAACGCUACUGCAAAAAUUUGAACCAUUUCACAGCAAUAAUAAAACGGUUUAUCGCAGCCUAUCAACGUAUGCACAAUGGAGUCUGGAAAAUCGUCCGUCGUACAUUCUCGUGAAAUGCAGUCAUGUUGGACAAUUACAGCACGAAUUACAUGUUGAGCUGCAACGCAGUGAUCUAUGUUCGGUGACAUCUGAAAUGUACAUUGAAAAGGUGAUACAGGAGUUUUCAAAUACUCAAGAGCAAUUUGAAGUUUACAUUCAAACACUCAUAUCGCAAGCUCUUGACUCCAAUUUCCUUACCGAAAUUAUGCAAGAACAAGACGAAUAUUUUAUAUCAAAUGUGAAAACAAUUGAUGAUCUUACAACUCAGCGGAAACUUCGUUUGCGAAACACAAUGACAGCAUGGCCAACAAGAAUGCUACAUUUGAUAGAAACAUGGCCAUGUUCCAACAUUAUCGAUUGUGAUGUCACAAACAAUGGUCAAAUCAUAUGUGUGGCAUGCAAUAAACGUAAUAUUACAUCAAAAAUAAUUCUUUACGGCCAACCAUACAAUCCAAUCCAUUUGAAUCCAAACACAAUCGGACCCGCUUCCAUGGAUAGUCGAUUUUCAUUAGACAAGGAUUUCUUACUAUGUCGAAGCUGUCUGACACAAUGUGAAUUACUCCAUAAGAUUGCCCAUCAAAAAUACUUAAUGUUUAUGCAGUGUUCACAAAAAGUGGCCGAAAAGAAUGCACAAGAUCCAACAAAAGGUUCUACAGUCAUUUUGAAUGAACUUCUUGCCGAUGAAGCUUGGCUAGGACAGUUAUUCAAAACUGUACGGCGUGCAUGGGCGGAAGUCGACCAAAUUGAAAGGCAACAACGUUUUUCAUCUUGAAAUUUAAUACGAAACGUUAUUUCAGCGGAACGAAUGCUAAUUGAAUUUAAACCUACCGCUGAAGAAAUACAUCAUAUUUGAUAUUUGUAUUAUUAAUAAGGAAGUUGAAUUGGACAUAAUUUGUUCAUUAAAUGUGAUUUUCAAAGAAAACCAUUGUAUUGUUACAUUAAUCAGCAUUUUUAAU